CUAGGAGGGGAUAACACCAUAUAGCGUCGCGACGCACGGCGUCCGAUUUAGUUUCUACUCGGCAUCAUCUAAGUUUCAAAGUCAGACUAGCCGGAAAAACUAUCGUCGCCGAGGAAACGCCACUGCAACGAUAUGCCGAGUCGUAACAAGGAGCAAGAGGCCGAGAUUCUCGGCUGGAUUGAGACCGUGUUAGGCGAGAAACUCCCUCCUGGAAACUACGAGGACAUCUUGAGGGAUGGUGUGAUUCUUUGCCAAUUAAUUAACAAACUCGCGCCCGGAUCGGUGAAAAAGAUUCAGUCUAAAGGCACCAAUUUCCAGCUUAUGGAAAAUAUUCAAAGAUUCCAAGCGGCAAUCAAAAACUAUGGUGUCCCGCAAGAGGAAAUUUUCCAAACCGCGGAUCUCUUCGAGAGACGUAACAUCCCCCAGGUCACCCUCUGCCUGUACGCGUUGGGCAGAAUCACUCAGAAACAUGAAGAAUGGACUGGACCUACAUUAGGACCGAAGAUGUCAGAUGAAAACAAGAGAACCUUCACGGAUGACCAACUUCGUGCCAGUGAAGGUCACUUGGGUCUUCAAAUGGGUUACAAUAAGGGUGCCAGUCAAGCUGGCCAUGGUGGUUUCGGCAAUACGCGGCAUAUGUAAAUCUUUCUUAGAAGCAAAUUAACGUACCUCUCAUUAAUACAUAUAUCUACAAUGACUGUUUAAGCUACCAAACAUGCAACACGGUAAAAUAAAAAUAUCGGAGUCGCAUUUUUCAAUCAUCAAAAUACGAGGAUAUAGAUCUUCUCAAAGUAUCUCCCGAAUUCGCAUAAAUUUCGCAUAAAUUCGCAUAAAUUUCAUAAAUUUCAAAAAUAAUGUCCGAUUAUUUCUUACUGUCACGAUUAUUAUCGGUGUAAACGAGUUCAAGUAUAAUUUGCACUAGCUUUUCCGUGUUACAAGUAAUAUAAAUAUCUGUUUUACAUCGUCACGAAUAUACAUUGUCUCUCUCUC
Molecule: messenger RNA, 990 nt
Organism: Harpegnathos saltator (Jerdon's jumping ant)
Lineage: Eukaryota; Metazoa; Arthropoda; Insecta; Hymenoptera; Formicidae
Product: muscle-specific protein 20
Exons: 4
Coding region: 133-642 (169 amino acids)
Biological process (GO): actomyosin structure organization; actin filament organization
Cellular component (GO): actin cytoskeleton
Molecular function (GO): actin filament binding
Source: RefSeq, a predicted model, not a curated record